This is a messenger RNA of Paraglomus occultum, 330 nucleotides long. Lineage: Eukaryota; Fungi; Glomeromycota; Glomeromycetes; Paraglomerales; Paraglomeraceae. The record is from the annotation of a GenBank genome assembly.
AUGGACAACUUGAAUUCCUCAACCUUAGAGAUCAAUACAAAAAUGAUAAACCUAAUGCUUCAAAUGGAGAAAUUAUCCAAAAAUACAAUGAGUUUAAACAAGAGAUGUGAGGAGAGUGAGGAGCUGUCAAGUGAUGAAGAUUUUUCAAGUGAUAAGGAACUUUCAAGUGAUGACCAAUUUUCAGAACCUUUAUAUGACAACAAUGUCUUUGCUGAUAAUUGCCAAGAAGGGCUCAGCAUCACUAUUGAUUCUGAACUGGAUAAUGAGGACACUAGCGCAUUUGAUUAUACUGAAUUGAUGAUAGACAAGGAAAAUGAAGUUGGGUAUUAG